Molecule: messenger RNA, 664 nt
Organism: Mangifera indica (mango)
Lineage: Eukaryota; Viridiplantae; Streptophyta; Magnoliopsida; Sapindales; Anacardiaceae
Product: agamous-like MADS-box protein AGL29
Exons: 1
Coding region: 16-540 (174 amino acids)
Biological process (GO): regulation of transcription by RNA polymerase II
Molecular function (GO): protein dimerization activity; DNA-binding transcription factor activity, RNA polymerase II-specific; RNA polymerase II cis-regulatory region sequence-specific DNA binding
Source: RefSeq, a predicted model, not a curated record
AAAGUUUGUACCAUCAUGGGUCGCCGAAAGAUUGAGAUCGAGAUGGUGAAGGAUACCAAUGCGAGGCAAGUAACCUUCUCAAAACGUCGAAAUGGGCUCUUCAAGAAGGCAAAUGAACUUGCAACUCUAUGCGCAGCACAAAUUGCCAUUAUUGUCUUUUCACCGGGAGGCAAGCCGUUUUCAUUUGGAAACCCUAAUGUCGAUGCUGUUACCAGUCGCUUUCUAAAUGAGGACUGCUCCAUUGAGGUUAAUCCUGAGCGACAAGUUAGAGUUGAAAAACUUAAUGAGGAACUGACUACUCUCCUAAUGCAACUUCAUAUGGAGAAGAUGCGAGGAAAGAUGUUGGACAAGACUCUCAAAGAAAGUGGAGCAUCAAAAAACUUACUAAACAUCAAUGAAAUGAGCUAUGAUGAGCUCUUGAAGCUGAAGGCCAAGUUGGAAGAGCUUAAAAAGAUUGUGAAAGGGCAUAUUAAUGAGAUUGAGGCAUCGUCUUCAUUACUGCUCUUGAAUCAGGCUGCUCCUAAAAAAGAUGAUAAAUAGAGUAGGGUUCAUGGCCAAAAAAAGAAACUGCGGAUGUUUUAUGCCAUCUGUAUGAGCUUAGAUUUAAAUGAAAUAGAUGGUUAAUUUCUAUUUGAAUAAAAACAAUUCUUGAGUUUUUCUUUCU